AUGAACACAUUCACGACAUGGUUGCUUAUUUUCGUCAUUAUGGUUGGAGAGACUUCCGAAAAGCCGAAUAGUUUUUUUAUAAGUAAAAAUGGGCCAGAACUGGAAAAUUUUCCAUUAGAAGAUAUAAGCGAUUUCGAUCUUCACCCAUAUAUCGUUGCUUAUAAAAGAGCAAUGAUGAGACUUGGCAAACGUUCUGUAUUUCGUUUUGGAAAACGAGCAUUAAUGAGACUCGGAUGA
This is a messenger RNA of Dracunculus medinensis (Guinea worm), 237 nucleotides long. The record is from the annotation of a GenBank genome assembly. Lineage: Eukaryota; Metazoa; Nematoda; Chromadorea; Rhabditida; Dracunculidae.